This is a messenger RNA of Cylicocyclus nassatus, 492 nucleotides long. The record is from the annotation of a GenBank genome assembly. NCBI's taxonomy places the organism in Eukaryota, Metazoa, Nematoda, Chromadorea, Rhabditida, Strongylidae.
AUGUAUGAUGACUACAGGAUUCACAGGGCAACCGGCACCGUUCCAUCACUCACUUCCUAUCCUCUAAAACGAGAGAUCACCCUGGCGGAUAUGUCGUCAGAAACGGAAUGGACAAAGCACCGACCUGUUUUAGUACGGAUUAGAGGCGCAGGACGAUACACCAAGGUCGAAAUCGAGGAGGCUACGUUCUCACCGAAAAGUAGGCAAGUACGGGUGGUUUUAUCGGCUUACACCCAGAUCACCACACCAUGGUACAAGCACUACGCGAAAAAAGGCCAACCUGGCAUUCGAGGCAAUAGCACGAAUGAAGAUAAGCAAGGAUCUUCGAGAAGCUGGCACACGCUUAUCGACUUCGCCUAUGGAGCGACCGCAUUCGGAUGUAUGACGGACGAAGAGGCAGAGCAGGUGGAAGAAGUUCCAGUCAUCGACACAGUCACAAUCCACGGUCGCCUUCUACACCUCACCAAGACCAACAAGAAGCUCUGUUACUAG